Messenger RNA from Xyrichtys novacula (pearly razorfish), 3885 nucleotides. Lineage: Eukaryota; Metazoa; Chordata; Actinopteri; Labriformes; Labridae. The record is from the annotation of a GenBank genome assembly.
AUGGCGACUACUGGAAUGGAAUUGAAACCAGAAUCUCCUGCGAUGGUAAGAUCUAUGUAAUCUUUGUUAUUCAAUAUCAAAACUUUGUUCCUAUACCCCCCCCCCCCUUUCUUUUACUCUAAUUGGACUUCCUGAUUAAUUUGUAAUGUGUGCUAUAGUGUCUUAUACUUAUUUUCAUAUUUUAGUGUAGACCUUAAUGUGAUUAUUCUAGAGGGGGAAAAAAAACAAUUUUAUAGGCUACUUUAAUCUCUUAAAUUCACUGUACAUAACUAAAUAGUUCGAUAAAUGUUGUACUAUGAGGGAUGUUGUUUUAUUUGGCAUUCAUAUAUAGACUUCAAUAUGGUAUUUAGCAUUCAUUUUUAUGAUUUGAGAUAUUGUUUAAUAAUAUUUAAAUCCCUGGAUAAUGAUUUAAUUGAUUGGGUUGACUAAUUUACUGCUGUGGAGAACUUGGUCAAAAGGUUAUUAUAGAAAUAUUACAUCCUAAACUCUUGCAGCUGCCAAUUUAACUACCAGUUACAAAAAAUUUGAAGAAGCAGAAUGCAUAUGCAGAAUGCAAAUAAUUGGUUUUAUGACUGAAUAAUUGAUGUUAUUUUGCAAUGUGACUUGUUUUCACAGGAAUUUAGAGGCCAGGCCCAUCACAGUUCUGCACCUCAGAUCUCUGUGACAGAGAGUACUCCAGAAAGAAGCAGGAAGUUUCUGCCAACACCAGUCAGCCAGUUAUAUGUUCCUUCUCAACAUAACCAGGUCUGACUUGCUGUCUUGUGUCACUGUGGUGAUUAAGUGAUUUUAGUUUUGUGUUCUUAAAAUGUGUUAAUAAUCCUUGUUUGGUCAAAUCCAUGCCUCAUUUUUUUCCGAUAGGUCAGAUUAUCCAACAAAGAGCAGGAGUGUAUGGAUAUAUUUGCCCAAGGCCGGCGUACUCACAUGCAAGACCAGAGCUGUUUUUUGGAUACCACCAAGAGUGCUCCUUGCACACCCAAACUGGACAGAAAGGCUGCUGCAGGUGCAUUAAAAACAGGCAACAACCCAAACUUAAUGCCUAUAUGAAUGUCUGUUUCUGUAAAGACUUCUGGAGAUGUGUCUCAGUUGCCAAUUCACAUUUUUACUGUUCAGGGUUCAUAGAAAAUUUAAAUGAGUUAGCUGUGUAGUCAAUGAACUAUUUUCUUUCCUCGGCUCAGACUCUGAAAUGUUCUUCAACCUCUUGGCCAACACCCAGAGCAACCGGCUGGAUGACCAACGAGUUUCUCUCCCAUCGUUACCAGGAUUACAGAAUGAAAAAGCCACAUUUAACGCUGGUGGUGAUUCAAGCUACUUGUGUUACAUGGUCUCUAAAGUUCAGGUUAGUUUAUCACUUAUUCAGAAAAUAAGUUGACUAAUAUAACAAUAACCAAUAUGCUGUUGCUUUAGACCUUUUUAUGUGAUUUACUAAAUGUAACAUACAAUUAUUUGUCAGAAAAAUGUACCUUUGAUAAAAAGAAAAAUGACUGAAGAAAACCGGCUCUUUGCAUUUCUAGGGUUCAAGGAUGGAUGACCAAAGAUGCUCUCUACCUCAAAUACCUAAAGGGGAUGAUACUGUGCCCAGUCCAGGCCCUCCUCGUUCAGCUUCCUUCAGCAUCAGCUCAGACAUAGAACAACAAAAGAAUAAAGAUGUAUCAUCAUCUCAAAAACAGGUAAGUGAUAAAGUCAGUGGUACCUUUUUAUUAAAUACAAUAUUUCAAAUCCGUCAUGUAUAAUUGUCUAUUUGAUGCAUUGAUGAUACAACAGAUUGUUUAUCCAGUGACAUGAAUAUGUACUUUACACCCUUUUCCUUACUAGAUCUUAAAUCCAGCUGACCAGGAAGCUUUUUUUAACCUCAUGAGUCAUUCUCAACGUGGCCGAAUGGAUGAACAGCGUUGUGUCUUGAAUGUUAGUCCCCAGUCCAAACCCAAACACAAGUCCAGUGAGAGUACUGCGCCCAAAGGUUAGAAUAAAAACUUAUCUGUCAACAAACUAUUUAUUUUCCUUUAUAUCUAACAUGAUAAUUUAACUUAUUUGUAGAGGUAUGUGAUGAUUGUCCACUUACUUGAUCAUGAAAGUAUUUACUGUCUCUUUAACCUUUACAGGUCCAGAUUCAGAGAAGUUUUUUAGUUUUCUGGCUAACUCUCAAGGCCGAAGACUUGAUGACCAACGAGCAGUUCUUCCUUCCUUGCCAGGGAUACAAAAUGGAGGAACUGCAUCAAAAUCCACUGCUUCAGAGAGAGAUGCAAACUACUUGUGCUACAUGGUCUCCAAAGUCCAGGUUUGCCCAUCCCACAACAUGAAAAAUGUCCUUUAACUUGUAUCUUUUUCUUUUUGGUCCUUCAUUUUUCAAAUGCAAUGAAUCCUGUUCAACAGGGCUCAAGAAUGGAUGAACAGCGAUGCUCUGCACCUCAAAUCUUCCAGAAUAUGGGUUCCCCUUCCACUCAGCACAAAGAUAAUUCAGGUCCACCUGAUAAACCUCAGAGGUCUGCCUCCUUUAACAGCGGCGAAACUGAUCAUCAUAAGCAGGUGAGACCUCCUACAGCAUAACACACAGCUUACAGCUGGGCCAAUUAUUCUGAUUAUUUUUGAAAGACAAGCUUCAGGUGACUUAAGCUGCGUCUGAAUAGUAAACUUAAUCCUUGCUUUUCUUUUCUAUUUUUUUAGGAAGCUUCUCCAGCUGAGCGGGAUCAGUUCCUCAAAAUGAUGAAUCACGCACAAAGAGGACGUAUGGAAGAGCAGCGUUGCUUUCUGCAACCCAGCAGAAGCACACCAGCAACACCCACACACAAUGGAAGUGCUUUAAAUGAUAAGCCCACAGGUUAGAAAAACACAUGGCACUCAAGGUCAGCAAUGUUUUUCUGUCUCUGAAACAUCACAGAAAUAGCUCCUGACACUCCAUAACAGGUGCCGAGGCUGACACAUUCUUCAAGAUCAUUGCCUCCAGUCAAGGACGGCGGCUAGACGAUCAGCGUGUUGCCCUCCCCAACCUGCCGGGGAUAGGUGGAAACGCAAACAGACAAGAAAAUGGAAGAAGUAAUAACAGUGGAAUAGCAGUGAGUUGGCUGAAAUCCAAACAGUCUGUGGUUUUGACACAAAUGAUAUUGUCAGUGUUGCUAUAGUUAGGCUGUUGGUAUUUUAAUGUCACACUCUUAACAAGGGGAUGAUAUUCAGGGCAUGCCUGUCAGUAUGACAUUGUUGCAUCCACAAUACUGUUAUUGAAGAGCUAUUGAUAGCAGAAAUUUUAUACAUGGACAACAGGUUUCCACCUUGUAAAUAGCUGAGAUGUACAGCUUAUGAGGCUCUUAAGUAGCUCCAAGUUUAGAUGAUCUUCAAUUCUAUGUUAGCUGUUUGUUUGAAGUUUUUAUGUAAAGACAAAAUAAUGUUGAUAUGGACAUUUCCUUUUUUCCCUUUUGCAAGGCUUUUCUUCCGCACAUCACCGUGGCAAAGAGUACACCAACAACAUCAAGAAAAAACUCUCCAAAACCCAUCUCUCAGCUUAAGAGGACUCCUGCGGUUUAUGGCUCCCCCAGAGUUGUUCCAAAAUCUGCUUCCUAUACCCCUGAGACAGAAUUUCAGAAGCUAAACUCUCCAGCUCAGGUAAAAUGUUUACAAGUAUUUGUUAUUGAGAAAUAGACAACUACAAGAAAACAAGCUUACAUUUGCAGAGAACACAAAAAGGGAUGUCAGUAUACUGCAUGAAUUAACCAACCAGGGUUUUCUGUUAUAAUAAGUCUGGUAUUUGAUUUGUUGACUGCUUACAUUUUUGAUAUGAUUCAUGGUUGUAUUUGCACAAAAAAACAAGCUAACAUUUCUUUACAGGUAACAGUGAAGGUGUCAAUGAGUUUCACGCCACAGCAGGUGAGCCGUGCUGCAGCUUGUGCAGAUUAA